AUGUCGUUCAAAGCCGCGUUGAAGGCUGUGCGAACAGCUUUGGAUACAAAGGACUUCCAAGAUGCUGCAGACAAGGCUAAUGACCUUGUCAAGAAAGACCCAAAGAAUUACCACGCAUUUAUCUUCCUCGGACUCGCAAAUGACAAAUUGAACAAAAUCGAGGAAUCAGAAGGUGCAUAUUAUGCCGCAGCUCGCCUCAAAAGUGACGACCGAACUGCCUGGCAGGGAUUAGUCUCUCUAUAUGGGAGACUGGGCGCCAGCCAACUCGACUCAUUUCGCGAUGUGGUCAUUCGACUGGGAAAAAUCUUCGCAGAAAGGUAUGCUUGUGGUCUCAUUGGUAAACGUGGUACGAAAAACAUGUCGUUGAUAAAUCCCAGUGACGAGAAGGAGCGUUGCCAGGACCUGGUCAACAAAUAUUUGAGAGUAGCCAAGAACCAGGGCUCGAAAUCGCAAGUCAGAGAUGCAUUGGAGAUGCAAUUGCCAAGCUCACCGUUGUACGACUUCCUUGAAGGCCGAUUACCGCACCCAUCACACACCUAUAAGCGCUUAAUCGAAGUAACUGAGAGUGAUGAGAAGGAAUUUAUCAACCGCGAGAUCGGAGAACGGAGAACACGUCUUGGAGCUCGGGUUGACGAGGUGACUCAAGAAGUGAAGCGGGAGGCAUACAAAAAGAGCGGGUUGGAACAACUUUACCAGGGCUUAAUUGACUGGACCAAUGAUGACGCCGUUCGACGUGAAUAUGAAGAGAAGCUCUUCAUGCGUGCGUGCGAUGAACUUGAUUUCCUUCCUGUGAAGGCGAAAGCUGCCAAACGAAAGGCAAUCUUCAAGGCGGCACACGACAUGGUGAUCAUCAAACAUCCAUUCGAACCCGCAUGGAAAGUCUUUCUGGAGUGGCAGGACAUUGAGUUCUGCCAGUAUGAUGUUGGGCACCUACGCGAAUUCGUAGAGUUCUUCCCCGAAUCUGGACUUGCCAAGGUUUUAAAGGGAUUCUUGUCGAGUGAACUUUCUCCCUUUCCCAAAGAUCCCGAGGCGGAUGCUGAGACCGAAGAGAAGGCGAUCUCCUCGCUGGAUGGCGAAGAUGGUGAAGCUAUCUCCAGAGAAAAAGAUCCUCUCAUUCUUAUGGCCGGUGGGUUGGAAUCUGCUCGAUCUUCGAUUCUUGCUCAUCGUAUCCUGGCCAAUUUGUACCUCACCCUGGAGGAAUAUGAGAGUGUUGUUGAUGUUACUCGCAAGGGCUUGUUGAAUGUCAACGACUUGAUCAGAUACAGUGGGAUCAAAAUUCCCAACAUAACUGAUUUCUUGAACAUUGCACUUGCAAAUUCCUUGAUCCACUAUCAAUCACCCCGACACCACCCUGAGGCAAAAGCAAUUUUCGAGGAAAUAUUGCAAAGAAAACCAACCUCUUCCGUCUGCCUACUUGGUAUUGGUCUGAUUCUUAAAGAAGACCAGGACUAUGAAGCGGCCGUUGAAUUCUUGCAGCGUGCGCUUGCACGCGACCCCUCCAACAUUAAGAUUCGGGGAGAGCUUGCCUGGUGUGUUGCUUUGAACGGUGACCUCCAAUCUGGACUGGAGAGUCUGUCUGCUACUCUUGAAGAUUUGAAAGAAGCCCAGCCCGAGAACAGAGAGUUUGCAUCUGAUCUAUUAUACCGCAUUGGAUAUUGUCAGUGGGAACUCGAUCCAUCUCCAGCUGCACGGAAGGACCGUACAGGUGCCUACGCCAGUCUCUUUGCCUCUAUCCAAGCAAACAUGAACUUUGCACCUGCCUACACCCUGCUUGGUUUCUACUAUGCCGACUACAAGAAGGACAAGAACCGAGCGCGUCGGUGCUUCCAUAAGGCGUUUGAACUGUCCACAUCCGAGAUCGAAGCCGCCGAGCGACUUGCCAAGGGCUUUGCUGACUCGAAAGAGUGGGAUCUUGUCGAAGCCGUCGCACAACGCGUGGAUGACUCCGGCAAGGCCAAGCCUGCUCCUGGAUCCAAGCGACGGGGAUACAGCUGGCCAUACGCGGCUCUGGGAUCAGUGCAGAUCAACAAACAGCAGUAUGCCAAAAGUAUUCCCUCAUUCCAGGCAGCGCUUCGUCUGUCACCAAAUGACUAUCACUGCUGGGUUGGACUCGCAGAGAGCUACCACCAUUCUGGUCGGUACGUUGCGGCCACCAAAGCAUUCGAGCAUGCCAAGACAUUGGAGGAAGAUCUUUCAGAAACAGACAAGGAACACGUCUGGUUUGCGCGAUACAUGCUCGCAAAUGUCAAACGGGAGCUCGGCCUGUUCGAUGAUGCUAUUUAUAGCUACGAAGAAGUCUUGACCUCCAGGGCUGGUGAUGUCGGUGUAACCAUCGCGUUGCUUCAGACCCUUUCAGAGAGUUCACUGAAAAGUCUAGGCUUGGGUAUGUUCAAUGACGCCGCAGAGCUUUCAUCAAAAGCCAUCCAAGUAGCUAUCUCGCUUGCACCAAUUCAGAGUGAUAUCUUCAACCUUUGGAAGGCUGUCGGUGAUGCGUGCUCCAACUUUUCCUACAUGAAGUCCAAGCUCCAUAAAUUGUCACCUUCUGACUGCAAGGCCUUAUUGGCACUCAAUCUUGACUCCAUGGCUCUUGACUACAUGACCGACAUUGAUGGCCUCGGCAAUGAUUGGCUUGGGUCCAGUGGGAGCGAAAACCCAAUCACAUUUGAUUUCUACAUUAAUAUGUCUAUCCUUGCUUAUAAGCGUGCACUCCACGUUUCUGUGAAUAAUUUGCAUGCUCAGGCAGUCGGGUGGUACAACCUUGGCUGGGCCGAGUAUCUUGCAUACCGCAGCGCGCAGUCAGACUCUGACAAGAAGGGCAAGAAGCCACGCAAGUUCCUCAAAGCAGCUAUGCGCUGCUUCAAGAGGGCGAUUGAACUCGAGGCUGGAAACGCUGAUUUCUGGAAUGCCCUGGGUGUGGUUACCACAAACAUGAGCCCAAAGGUAGCGCAGCAUGCGUUUGUCAGGAGCUUGCAUUUGAACGAUCGCAACGCUCAAGUCUGGACCAACCUGGGAGCGCUCUAUAUGCUACAAAAUGAUGUCCAACUUGCCAAUGAGGUCUUUACCCGGGCACAGUCCACCGACCCAGACUAUGCACAGGCUUGGGUUGGCCAAGGCUUGCUUGCAAUGCUCGUUGGUGAAGUUAAGGAGGCUAGAGGUCUUUUCGAGCAUGCUUUCGACAUUUCAAACUCAUCGGCUACUAUCCCCAAGCGCCAAUACACCUUGAACCUUUUCGACCACCUUCUUCUUGACCCCUCUGCAUCCAACGAGGUGUCUCACCUUAUUCAGCCCUUCUUUGCUUUACACCAGCUUUGCAUUCAAAACCCAACUGACCUGCCAUUCGUUCACCUCUCUGCUCUACUUGCAGAGAGAAUGGGCGAGGUCACAGAUGCCGAGAUCAGUCUGCAGGCGGUAUGUUCAGGCAUGGAGACGGAGUUUGAAGAGACCGAGUCUCCAGCCUCUCUCUCAAAGUUUGCCCAGGCAAAUGCGGACCUGGCGCGUGUUUUGCUCGCAAACCACUCAUAUGAGGAAGCUGCUGAGAAGGCCGAGCUUGCCAUUACUCUAUCUGGAGAGGAAGACGCGGAGAAAUUUGACCCUGAGGCCUGCAAGAAACUCCGUCUAUCUGCCCAUCUGUCCGCUGGUCUCGCAUUUUACUUCACCAGCUCCAUGGACCGUGCUAUUGACAUGUUCCGCGACGCUCUUGAGGAGGCAGACAAUGCCCCCGAUGUGGUAUGCCUUCUGGCCCAGGUCCUGUGGGCUAAGGGUGGAGAAGAAGACCGAGCUGUCGCCCGAGAGCAAUUAUUCGAUUGUGUUGAGAAGCACCCCGAUCACAUUGGAGCAGUCAGCCUUCUUGGUGCAGUUGCUCUUUUAGAUGCAGACCGGGACGCAAUUGAGGCCGUGGAGUCAGACCUCCAAAGCAUGAUCACUCGCGACGGCGUUGAUAUUCAUGACCGGGCCAAACUGAUCAAGCUGCUCGCCGCAAUCUCAGCCAUGGGAUUCACGGAGAAGGCCGCACUUCCGGAAGACACCAGACGCGUUGGAGAGGCCACUGCUGCAGUUAUGCUAUCCCCGAGCCAACCUGCAGGAUGGAUGGAGCUGUCUUCAGCAUCGCAAUCCGCCUACCCAGCAGAUAUGGCUCUCGACCGUGCGCUAAAGAACGUACCGCCUCACAGCAACCUCGAAGCUGCUGAUCUCAGCGAUGCCUAUGCGCAGACUGGUAAGACCGGCGACGCUCUCCGUGCGACCAUGAUUGCACCCUGGAAGUCCAGUGGAUGGGAGGAGUUGAACCACGGUGUAUCUACCUUGGCUGCCUAG
This is a messenger RNA of Penicillium antarcticum, 4311 nucleotides long. RefSeq names its product SKI complex subunit tetratricopeptide repeat protein SKI3. Gene Ontology annotation, cellular component: Ski complex. Lineage: Eukaryota; Fungi; Ascomycota; Eurotiomycetes; Eurotiales; Aspergillaceae. The transcript has 2 exons. The record is from RefSeq and is a predicted model, not a curated record. The coding region runs from base 1 to 4311 and encodes 1436 amino acids. Gene Ontology annotation, molecular function: protein binding.